Molecule: messenger RNA, 840 nt
Organism: Triplophysa rosa
Lineage: Eukaryota; Metazoa; Chordata; Actinopteri; Cypriniformes; Nemacheilidae
Product: chymotrypsin-C-like
Exons: 7
Coding region: 1-840 (279 amino acids)
Biological process (GO): proteolysis
Molecular function (GO): serine-type endopeptidase activity
Source: RefSeq, a predicted model, not a curated record
AUGAUGAAGUUUGUGGUUCUGGCUAUUCUGGUUGUUGGAGUAACUGGCUCAUGGAUCACAUAUGUUAUUUUUUCCUCAGCUUACGGGUGCGGACUGCCCACCUUCCCUCCUAUUCUGUCAAGGGUAGUAGGGGGUGUGGAUGCACGUCCACAUAGCUGGCCCUGGCAGAUCUCCCUCCAGUACACCAGUGGUGGUAACUGGUACCACACCUGUGGAGGAACCCUCAUUUCUAAUGAGUGGGUUCUGACUGCUGCUCACUGCAUCAGCAACAGCAGAACUUACAGAGUGUAUCUGGGCAAACAAAACCUGAAGGAGGAGGAGCCUGAUUCAGUCGCCAUCGCCCCUGCCAAGAUCAUUGUACAUGAGAAAUGGAAUUCCUUCUUCAUCCGCAAUGACAUCGCCCUGAUCAAACUGGAGAAACCCGUCACACCAAGUGACACCAUCACACCUGCUUGUGUUCCUGCUGAUGGGGAUAUUUUGGCCAAUGGAGCAUCCUGCUAUGUCACCGGCUGGGGACGCCUCUACACCAACGGUCCCAUUGCUGAUAUCCUGCAGCAAGCUCUCCUGCCUGUGGUGGAUCAUCAAACUUGCUCCAGGUCCGAUUGGUGGGGCUCUCAGGUUACAAAAGACAUGGUCUGCGCUGGUGGAGAUGGUGUUGUAUCUGGAUGUAAUGGUGACUCCGGUGGCCCUCUGAACUGUAAGGGCAAUGAUGGAGCUUGGGAGGUUCAUGGUAUUGUGAGCUUUGGCUCUGGACUUAGCUGCAACUUGGCCAAGAAGCCCACCGUCUUCACUCGUGUGAGCGCCUACACCGAUUGGAUCAGCAAGGCAAGUGUUUUGUAA